Messenger RNA from Rhizophagus irregularis DAOM 181602=DAOM 197198, 867 nucleotides. RefSeq lists its product as uncharacterized. Gene Ontology annotation, molecular function: RNA binding; translation initiation factor activity. The record is from RefSeq and is a predicted model, not a curated record. Lineage: Eukaryota; Fungi; Glomeromycota; Glomeromycetes; Glomerales; Glomeraceae. Gene Ontology annotation, cellular component: cytoplasm; eukaryotic translation initiation factor 3 complex.
AUGUCAAAUUUGAUUACAAUGAAUGUAACAAAAUCAAGCUGGGCUGAUGAAGUUGGUGAAGAAUUUGAUCUUCCAUUUGAAACUUAUACUGACGAAAAUGGAGUCAAAACAAUAAUUGAAUACAAAACAAAUGAUGAUGGGAAAAAAGUAAAAGUUACUAGAAAAAUCAAGAAAACCUUGAUUACAGAACGCGUCAAUAAGGUUGCUGCUGAGAGAAAGAAAUGGGCUAAAUUUGGUGACGAACGAGGAAAGAAAGCUGGCCCUGAUCUUAGUACAACAAGCAUUGACCAACAAAUCUUUUUAAAAUUAUCAACUACUGGCAAACACGCUGAAUCAAUUGAAGAAAGCGAUUUAAAUAAGAAAAAAGCAGCUUUGAUAGGGAAAAAAAUUCUUUGUCGUAUUUGUAAGGGUGAUCAUUUUACAACUAAAUGUCCUUAUAAGGAUACUCUUCAACCUUUGGAUGAACUAAAUAAAGACUUAGAAGCCACUAAGGAAGCUGCUCCAGUUAAUGAGCCAGUAGCUCCCGAAAAUUCUGCGGGAGGAAAGUAUAUUCCCCCCAGUAUGCGUGCUGGAGCUAAGUCGACAACCGGUGACUCAUAUAAAGAACGACGAGACGAUGCCACAAUUCGUGUUACAAAUUUGUCUGGGGACACUACUGAAGGUGAUAUACAUGACCUUUUCCGUCGCUUUGGUGGUAUUUCUCGUGUUUAUCUAGCUCGCGAUCGGGAGACGAAUAUUUGUAAAGGGUUUGCAUUUGUAAGUUUUGUACUACGUGAUGAUGCUGCUAAAGCAUUACAGGCCAUUAACGGUUACGGUUAUGAUAACUUGAUUUUACGAGUAGAAUGGGCCAAAUCUUCUACUUCCUGA